UCACGGUUCCCUCCCAUUUUUUGAAGUGGCGCCCUUACCAUGUGAGUUGGACAGACACAUCCAAGUUCUAUUGAGCUCUGCCUAUUCGUUCUCCUUCGUCAUCAUGUAAAAAAUUAGGGUUUCUUCUUUUGCUCGAAUUUGCGGAAGGGAAAGGGCCACUGUUGGUAACAGUUUUUUGGCUGAGUCGGGUGAUUGCUGUUCCAUUGUGGUCGCGAUCAUGUUUUUGUAAUUUGCCACUGCGGUAUCUCUUGUUUUCCCUGAUGGUCACCUUUGCAAAAACCUUAUGAUUUGCUCCUAGUCUCGGGCCUGCUGUAGUCUUCUUGUGGUGAAGGCGAGGCGUCGCUUUGAUUUCUCCUCCGCCUUCGCCUCUCUCGACGUCGCUGCUGAAAUCUUGGUGGUGUCCGUCAGUUUUAGAUAAAGGAAAUAUCUUGUCGGAAAGGAAUUCUUGGGCAUCGUUUAGAGUUCUUCGAUUACCCAGAUGAGAGAGUAAGAUGGUCAAAACUGUAUCAAAAGCCCCCCUAUGCAAACCAAGGAGUAGGUCUACAUGAUAAAUUUGAGCCAAUGGUACGCCCUCGCUAUCCACCUUUUUGUCAUAAGAGUGAACUACCAGAUGUUCUUCCAGAAUCUGAUGUGAUAGUCAUUGUUAAUGACUCUUGGAAAGUUGGGGAUUUAGUUGAUUGGUGGUGUGAUGGUUGUUUUUGGUCAGGCAGAAUAACACAAAUUUUAGGGAGCGAUAAGGUUCAGAUCAAAUUACCGGAUCCUCCUGUUGGUGAAGGAUGUUCUUAUGAAGCCCUAUGUAAAGAUUUGCGCCCGUCUCUUGAUUGGUCGCAAGAAAAUGGUUGGAUGGUGCCAUUGUCAGGGGAACUUGGCAAUGGUUGGCACUGUGCUCAUUUGGCUUGGAUGCAUGAAAUAGACAAAGAAAGAAUGGAGAAACAGACCCUUGAGAUUGUUAAAGAUGCACAAAAAAUCUACCUUGAUACUGCAGACAUUGAAAAUGAUGCGAAUGAAGUAGCCGCUGAUAGGGUUACUGAGCCAUCCAAUUUUGAUGAUAAUGAUAACAGUUACAAUGAUAAUGAAAAAAAUGAAUUAGGUGCAUCUAAGGCAGCAACCACAAGAGAAGGUCGAUACACUUUGGUUACUAAGGAUGAUGCAGAUGUUGCUGCACUGAAGUACCUGAUGUUGGCAAGGAGCUCCAGUACAUUAGAGUCAUCUGUCAUGAAUCUAGAGGAUGUUGCAUGCAGAAUCAGAUGGCUUAAAGGAUUGCUGAAGUUUGGAUUUCAAUGGUCAGAUUUGAUGAUACCUUCAUGGAAAUUCUUGGAGACUCAUAAAGUACAUUUAAGAAGGUGACAUAUUAAAGAUUCUUUUCAAGAAGAAUGGUGUUUGACAGAAACGAUAUGUCAUUAAGGGAGACUUGUGGUAUAAGAAGCAAGCAUCGAACUAUUUGUAUGCCCCAUUCUAUGUUCAAAGUUUCAGUUGGAAGAGUUUCAGCAGUUCAUGCAGGCAUGCAGCAGAAACAGCACACCCCCAACACUUGAGAAGAUGGUAUGAACCAUUAUGAUUUUUUUUUAUUUUUUAUUUUAGUGUGGCUGUGUUUUUCUAGUAGUGAAUAUUUUGAUUGAAUGAAUGGCUCAAUUUCUUCCUCAAAGAGUUAUUUUUUUAA
Dendrobium catenatum is the source of this 1660-nucleotide messenger RNA. RefSeq lists its product as uncharacterized. The record is from RefSeq and is a predicted model, not a curated record. NCBI's taxonomy places the organism in Eukaryota, Viridiplantae, Streptophyta, Magnoliopsida, Asparagales, Orchidaceae. The transcript is spliced from 9 exons. The coding region runs from base 562 to 1347 and encodes 261 amino acids.